This is a messenger RNA of Sardina pilchardus (European sardine), 2349 nucleotides long. RefSeq names its product extracellular calcium-sensing receptor-like. Gene Ontology annotation, biological process: G protein-coupled receptor signaling pathway. The transcript is spliced from 5 exons. Gene Ontology annotation, molecular function: G protein-coupled receptor activity. The record is from RefSeq and is a predicted model, not a curated record. NCBI's taxonomy places the organism in Eukaryota, Metazoa, Chordata, Actinopteri, Clupeiformes, Clupeidae. Gene Ontology annotation, cellular component: plasma membrane. The coding region runs from base 1 to 2349 and encodes 782 amino acids.
AUGCGUACAAUGAGCUUUGCGGUGGAGGAGAUAAACCAGAAACAGGACCUCCUACCUCACCUGAAACUGGGCUAUCACAUAAGAGACAGCUGUGAUGAUAUUCCAGUUUCCAUGAAAAAUACUCUUCUCCUUGUGAAUGGGCAACCCGACAAGGGCAGUGGUUCUACAUGCAUGGACCUUCACAGGAAGGUUUCACCUGCAAUUGUUGGAGAUGCAGGCUCUGGAGUAUCAAUGGCUGUAUUACGAACUUUAGGCUCUUUUCACGUUCCCUUGGUGAGCUACUUUGCAUCAUGCAGUUGUCUGAGUGACCAAAAAGAGUAUCCUGCUUUCAUGCGGACAAUGCCAAGUGAUGCAUUCCAGACAAAGGCUCUGGCCAAACUGGUCAGUCAUUUCAGCUGGACCUGGGUGGGAGUGAUUGGCGUGGAGUCGGACUACGCCCGCUUUUUCAUACAGCUCUUUCUCCAAGAAGCAGCUAGGUAUCAUGUUUGUGCGGCCUAUGUUCAUUUUCUGUCUUUGCCACCAAUCAAAGACGCUGUUGCGGAUCUGGUGAGGCUUAUGAAGAUGUCCUCAGCUAAAGUUGUGCUGAGUGUAGCCGGGGACUCAGAGAUGCGUACGAUUCUGACAGAGUGUAGACGACAGAAUGUCACAGAUCUGCUUUGGAUUGCCAGCGAGGCCUGGUCCACAGCACAGUCACUGUGGACUGAUUUUGAGGAUCUGCUGGUGGGGACUUUGGGGUUUGCAAUACGCAGAGGGGACAUUCCAGAUCUAGGCAUGUAUCUCAGCAGCCUGCAACCCUCCCAAGCACUGACUUCACAUUUUACGGCAGAGUUCUGGGAGGAGACCUUCAACUGCAAGCUCAAUGGCUCAGUAAAUACUCACACACAUGGAGAAGGGGCUAGUAGCAGAGGGCCUUGCAGUGGACAUGAGGAACUGAAUGAGGUGUACUCUGCCUAUACAGACGUGUCCCAGCUCAGGGUCUCCUAUAAUGUCUAUAAGGCUGUGUAUCUCAUAGCCCAUGCACUGCAUAAUAUGAGCCUCUGUGUUCCUGGGAAAGGCCCCUUUUCCAAUGGGACCUGUGGAAGCUUGUCGCCUGUUGUACCAUGGCAGCUCCUUCACUACAUGAAACAAACAACAUUCACAACAUUGGGUGAGGAAGUGAGAUUUGAUGCCAAUGGAGAUCCAAUUGCUACAUAUGACCUUAUGAACUGGCAAAAGGGGCAGGAUGGUUUAUUGCACCUGGUGAAAGUAGGAUAUUAUGAUGACUCUUUAGCUGGUGAAAAGGGCCUUAUCAUAAACGAGUCUGCAAUGCAAUGGCACAAAGGCUUCCAGACACCAGUGUCAAUAUGUAGUGAAAGCUGUCAGCCAGGUUUUAGGAAAGCAAUCAGGAAAGGACAGCCCACUUGCUGUUUCGACUGCAUUCCCUGCGCUGAGGGGGAGAUUAGUAAUGAAACAGAUUCAGUGAAUUGUUUGACAUGUUCAGAGGACACAUGGCCAAACCAAGCUCAGAAUCACUGUAUUCCAAAAACAAUAGAAUUUCUAUCUUAUCAUGAAACCAUGGGGAUAGUCCUCUGGGUAGUCUCUGCCUUUGGAGCCUUUGCUACAGUAGCUGUUUUGGGAGUGUUUGUUAUUUACAGAAAAACACCCAUGGUUCGAGCAAACAACAUGGAACUCAGCUUCUUAUUGCUACUCUUUCUCUGUGCUUGUUUUCUGAUUGGCCUGACUUUCAUUGGGGAGCCCACUGAUUGGUUCUGCCAGAUCCGAUACACCGCAUUUGGCAUCAGCUUCGCUCUCUGUAUCUCCUGCAUUCUUGCCAAAACAGUUGUAGUAAUGAUGGCGUUCAGGGCCACCCAUCCGGGAAGUGAUGUCAUGAAGUGGUUUGGUCCAGCCAAACAGAGAGCUAGUGUUAUAGUAUGCACUUCCAUACAGGUCCUCAUAUGCAUUAUCUGGCUCACUACUCGGCCCCCUUAUGCAGCCCAUAAUACUCGGUUCCUGAGUGCCAAGAUCAUCCUGGAGUGUGUCGUAGGGUCUGAAGUGGGCUUUUGGUGUGUGCUGGGCUACAUCGGACUUCUGGCCUGCAUGUGCUUUUUAAUGGCUUUUUUGGCUAGGAAACUCCCCGAUAAUUUCAAUGAAGCCAAGUUCAUCACUUUCAGUAUGCUCAUUUUUUUUGCGGUAUGGAUUACCUUUAUUCCUGUGUAUGUUAGCACGUCAGGAAAGUACAUGGUGGCUGUUCAUGUCUUUGCCAUUUUAGCUUCUACUUUUGGCCUUCUAUUUUGUAUUUUUAUCCCAAAAUGCUACAUCAUAUUGCUUAAGCCUGAGAAAAACAGCAGACAGCAUAUGAUGAAAAAAUAA